Molecule: messenger RNA, 2542 nt
Organism: Ficedula albicollis (Collared flycatcher)
Lineage: Eukaryota; Metazoa; Chordata; Aves; Passeriformes; Muscicapidae
Exons: 1
Coding region: 1311-2135 (274 amino acids)
Source: RefSeq, a predicted model, not a curated record
AGGGAUUGGGAUCACAACGGAGCCUCCUUCUGUCCGGCAGAGCCAGCCCUGCAUUCGCAGCUGAUGGGAAGAGACACCAGGUAGGGCUGCAGAGCUGGGCAGGGACAGCAACAUUCCCUUGUACUUUCAGUGGGAAUUUCUCACAUUCUUUAAUUCCACGAUUAAAUCCUUCUGAGUAAAGUGCUGGGUAAAGUGCUCCACUGAACCCUUGUGCCUGUGACCAGAAGGAGCUUUCAACAUGGAAAUUCACAUCACCAGAUGCUUGGACCAUUUAAUGGCACAGAAAAUUGGGGGUUAUGCUGCUGUUCUGUAGAAUGGGGCCAUCCUCUGGUGCCCCAGUAUCAGUGUCCAAGGAAGCCUUUGACCUCCUCCAUCCUGAACCUGGUCGCUAUCAGGAGGAGCGGAGCAAUGACUCUGCACAGCAGCUUCAGCCAAAAUCCAUCAUUUACUGAUCUUCGUGAUUUUAUUACCCCUACAUUAAAUUGGCAUUUAUGUCUUUUGAUUGUCUCCAGAAUGUUACUCCGAACCCAAAAUCUAUUGAAUAAGCAGCAUCCAGGUUUUGCUACAGAGCCUGUCCCUCAUGAGUAAUGUAAAAAAAUGGCUCAAUUCUCAUUCCCCCAAUAUUUACAGCUUUUAAUGCCCUCUGGACCUCUCUUAACUGAAAAAAGGCAUUUUGUCAGGUUUUACCUAAAUGAGAGGGCACAGAUUAAGUUGAAAGAAAAGAGUCUGACCUAAUGACCUAUGGUGGCUUUAUGAUGCUUGUAUCCCCAAUAGUCUGUUCUCUUUAUGCUGGCUAUAAUUUCCUCUCGCACCCUGAAGAACUUCACUGGAGUGGACUCACAUCACGUCACACACACCAGCUGCUGCUUUAGGAUAUAAAUCCCAAAGGAGCAAGCGGUACAAGGAAGCACCACUGAUCUGCACAGACCCCCUUUGCCUGCUGCUCCCCCACAGUGAACAGGUCAGUAGAAUGUUUUCCUUCCUUCCUCCCCCACCUUCCCCUCCUCCAGCAGCUGCUCUGUUCCUGACACACUCUCCUGGUGAUCGCAGUGCCCUCCCCAAGUUCUCCCUCCUCUGCCCAGCGCUUCCCCUUGGCAUUUUGUGCUGAACAUUCCAAAUCUCCCAUUUCCCUCUCCCACCCCAUAAUUUCCAUCAUCCUCCUCCCCUGCACUUCUCUCCACUGAAUCCUUACCACUGCAAGGAGUUGUUGAGGAGCUGCAUGAUCCGUCCUUGGAUUCUCCAACCACUGACUCCCAUCCACUCUGACCACAGCCGGGGGCCACAUCCCACUGCCUGCCCAGUGUCCAUCCAUGGAGGUGACCACCGUGUCCCCAUCUCCUGCCUCACCCACUCAAGGGGCUGAUCUCUGUGAGACAGAUGUCACCAGCAUGGCCAUACACAGUGUGACACUGCUCAUCUACCACUGUGGGCUGGUUGGGAACGGGGCUGUUCCCUCUCUAUUCAGCACCAGCAGAUGCAACAACUUUCUGACUGACCUGACUGCUGCUCACUUGCUCUUCCUCCUUUUCAUAGUCCCCUCCACCCUGCGCUCCCUGGUGAAUGUGUUCUGCUCCACUUUGGUGCUCCCCAUGUACUUGAGCUUGCUUUUGCAGCUGUCACUGUCCUCCUGCCAGACAGAGCUGUUCUGGCUUGUGUUCAUCAGCAUCAAGAGGUAUCGAGAGCCCAUCAGCUUCAAACUCUGGUGCCACUUCCAAUACCACCAAUACCAGCCGCAGCUGAGGGUGAUGAUAAGACCCCUGCACUGGGCCUUUCUCUAUGUUUUCAUUCGUGUGGUUUUAAUUGUAUAUUUUCAGUGCCUUUUCCUAGGGAAAUGCCAGAUGGUUCACAUGUCCUUGUACAUCCUCACCCACCUCCUCUUUGCUGCACCCUUGGUAACGUCCACUGCAAUCAUCUACAUUAUGGCCCAUUUUUACAACCAGCAGAAGGAACCCACUAUGCUCAAACACAUUAUCUUCUUCUCUGCACUUUUUUCCUUCCCCAUCAGCCUCUCCAAUUUCAUGAGGCACCUCAGCUACACUGAGGUGUCCUCUCAGAUGCUUCUGCUCACCGGCAUCCAAAGCAGCAUCAAACCCUUUAUCUACUUCAUCUACUGUCUGAGAACACCGCAAGGAUGAGACACCACUCCAUGUCCCUGUGACUGUUCUUCCAGAGGGUCUUUGAGAAGCUAAAUUCCACACUGCCAGCAGCAAUGAUGCCACCAUGGGUACAGCAGUACUGACAUGUUAACUGCACUGAUGAAGGACACCAGGACAGUGGCUGAGGGUCCUUGAGCAACUGGAUUGAUAAAUAUCCAUGCUAUCACCCUCUCCCAUUGUAUCCCUGGAUGAGAGGGGAGCAGGGGCAUGUGGGACAGAUGCUCUGCACGGAGCAGACUGGAGUAUGGCUUUCAUACUCUCUCACGUGUCGUAGAACACAAUUCCCCAAACAGAUUGAGCCCCACACUGCUGUGGUCCCAAAAUUCCCCCUGGCACCUGGUUCCUGCAUCCCACUGUGAUCUGAUAUCAAUAAACCACUUUGUGAA